Messenger RNA from Magallana angulata, 2342 nucleotides. Its product is annotated as glycosaminoglycan xylosylkinase-like. Gene Ontology annotation, cellular component: Golgi apparatus. Gene Ontology annotation, molecular function: phosphotransferase activity, alcohol group as acceptor. The record is from RefSeq and is a predicted model, not a curated record. The transcript has 10 exons. Lineage: Eukaryota; Metazoa; Mollusca; Bivalvia; Ostreida; Ostreidae. The coding region runs from base 207 to 1487 and encodes 426 amino acids. Gene Ontology annotation, biological process: protein phosphorylation.
UGAAGCCUGAAAGUUUUGAGGAAUAUACUCGACGUCUAACGUUACACGCGCAAGUUCUAAAAGUUUUGAGGCUAUAUAUGUGACCAAACAACAUCUUCUUAGAUGAAACGACAAAGAAGAGCAGUUCUGGUUAACGUGAUAUAAUUGAUUGCUAUCAAUAAAGGAAGGACAACUCUGAGAAAGAAACCUACAAUGAGGUUAUUAUCAUGAGAAGAAAAUGGAGAGUGGUGGUUUGCCUAACUGUGAUCUUUAUUUUGUAUGUUUCGUACAAAAUAUUGGAGCCAGACAUCAAAAGGGAGAUAAUUCAGGCAGACUCAAUUAUCAAAGAAGUCCCAGUUGUAAUGGAAGAUAACUCCAGACUCAGUGAAGAGGAGGCUGACACAGAUGUUGAAAAACUUGUGAAAGAGUUGCAGAAAAAAUACUGGAUCAAUUUUCAUUACCCUCUGAAGGAUUCACCAUGGCGAGUUGCAGAAAAAAUGGUAACAGAGAGGGAAGUGCAUCCGGAAUAUGCACCAGAAAUAGGUUCAAUACUGAAGGCAAUGGCUACAAGGAAAAUUUUAUCAGCUGACACGGGCUAUAAAGGGACACAACUCAAGCUUACACUGAUACUUGAAGGAGGCCAAAUUGUAGCAUUUAAACCUAGAUGGUACAGAAGAGAGGAGAUUUUCACUGAGACUCCAUACUCUGGUGCUGACCGUCACAAUGGAGAGAUUUCUGCAUUCCACCUCAACAGGAUAAUGGAAUUUAGACGUACUCCUUUAGCUGUGGGAAGAAAAAUCAAUUUAAACACAGAAAUCAUUCCAAAUGGAUCGGAGCAGCUUCUGAAGACAUUUUUUGUCAAUGGUUCAAACACCUGUUUUUACGGUAAAUGUUACUACUGCAAGGGAGAGGAGACGGGUGUGUGUGGUGAGGAGGAUAUACUGGAGGGGACUGUUAUACUGUGGCUUCCCAGGGCUUACCCCUUAAAGACUCACAGACAUCCAUGGAGCAGAACCUAUGUCACAGGAAAACUAGCACAAUGGGAAAAAGAUCCAAAUUACUGCACUGCUGUUCAAGCCAGCCAUAUUUACUCUCAAGGACCGAGGCUUCUUGAUCUUAUAGACACUGCUAUUUUUGAUUUUCUCAUUGGAAAUGCAGACAGACACAGAUAUGAAACCCUUGGAAAUCAGAUGGAAUCUGUCUUUCUGAUGCUAGACAAUGGAAAGAGCUUUGGUAACCCUUUCCAUGAUGAAAUAUCAAUCUUGGCACCUUUAUACCAAUGCUGUAUAGUUAGAGAUGAGACAUACAAAAGACUGCUUACCCUUAAGAAUGGAGUACUGAGUAAAGUGCUAAGACAGGUGCUGAAACAGGACCCAAUAUCCCCGAUACUGGCCGAGCAACAUUACCCAGCCCUUGAUAGGCGUGUGACAAUUGUACUAGAGAAAAUUCAGACUUGUAUUGAUAAAGUACCAGGAAAAACAGUCUUGGUAAGAAAAAAAGGGUCUUAACAAAGAUUUUCUAUAGAUCUUUUUAAUGAAUUACAAGGUGGCAGAAUUAGGAUAAUAUACAAUUAUACUUGUUUAGCAUACUAGAUAUUGUUUAGUUCAGGUUAGCUAGUUGUUUGAAAUCAUUUGUUUGCUAAAAUGUGCAUUAUUUAUUCUGUUUAAUCCAACAUUAUUAAGUAAGUAUGUAUAUGUUUUACAUUUAAUUUUUCGUUUUAUCUUUGAAUGUUCAUUUUCUAGUCAGGCUUGCCGGUACAUCUAUCAUUUGAUUUUUCCCAAAUGAUUUUUUAUACCAUAUUACUGUGUAUGACAGAGCAUCUAUUUUUCAUUAAGAAGUUUAGAAUGAUAACACAUGUGCAUGUUACUUAAUUAAGAUUCAAUGUCUUUCACUAAAACAAUUUUAUUAUGGAGUAAAAUGAGAGAUAGACUUAAGAGUGGUAGACCCAUAGUAACUGUUGUAUAUUUAUGCAAAUUAAGACUCAAAACAUUGUUCUUUUAAACUUUGUUAUUAUAAUCAUUUAUAUGCUGCAAGGUGUAAAUGAAUCCUUCCAAAGUCAGUGUAUGAAAGGGGAUGUGAAAUUAAACUGAUAAUGUUUUAGUGUCUUCAGAGAGAAUCACUUAGGGCAUUAAUUGUUUUAUCAACAUCAUAUUUGUGUUGUAGUUUGUACCGGGGUAUAUGAUUCAUAAGGGUUGGUUCUUUACAGUUUUUUCUAUUUAAGGUUUAUUUUUAUCCAUGAAAAAAUUGUUGGCAAUAAUUUUAAUAUUGUACAAAAAAAUUGUUUUUCUCUUUGUUAUUUUUAAUCUUAGAAUAAAUUAAUUGCAAACAAAAUUCUUAUUUCUUAAUUAACACAAACUUAUUAU